Pocillopora verrucosa is the source of this 1963-nucleotide messenger RNA. The record is from RefSeq and is a predicted model, not a curated record. NCBI's taxonomy places the organism in Eukaryota, Metazoa, Cnidaria, Anthozoa, Scleractinia, Pocilloporidae.
AUGACCAUCUACAUUUCUAGUUAUAGAGCGCUGAACCUCUUGUAUCAAAGGUAUCACAGAUCUGAUGUGCUUCAUAUGGCUGGUCGACAAGCUUCGUUUUUUACCACGCUUUUUUUCAUUUCUCUUGUGUUCCGUGACAUUGCCAGUCAACAAUGCCACGGAAUAUACUCGAUUUAUCAAAUGAUGCUUAAAGGCCAUACCUAUAAGACGUUCAAGACAACACCAGGCACGCUGAAAUGCAGAGACAUUUGUCUCGCUGAUGACAAAUGUCAAAGCUAUAAUGUCGUCAUGUUCAUUGCAAUAUGUGAGUUAAACAACCGGACUAAAGAGGCCAGACCAGAGGACUUUGUCAAGGACGAGUACAGAUAUUACAUGGCGAAAGGUCCAAAACGAGUUCCCCUGGGAUCAAUCCGUGAGCUGCCUGCUCAAUCGUGCAAGGAAAUCAAGGCGAGUGAAGGAGGACAAGCAGUUAGCGGUAAUUAUUGGCUGGAUUCUACAAGAUCUGGGAACUCUAUUUUAGCUCGUUGCGACAUGAGGACAAAAGUUGCAGACUUUUGUGUCAAGCACCAAUGCCAAAACGAUGCAAAGUGUGUGAACCGUGAAACCAACUACUCGUGCGCAUGUAACUCAUCUGGUUGGACAGGAAAAUAUUGCGAAAAAGAUAUCAACGAAUGUAAGGAAGGCUUGCAUGGUUGCCAUGUCAAUGCCAUUUGUAGCAACACUGGGGGAUCCUACAACUGUACAUGCAAACCGGGAUUUAUUGGAGACGGACAAAACAGCUGCAAAGAAUGUGGGCCUGUUGGUGUGACAGACAAUAAUACAAUUCCAGAUGUCAAAAUGACAGCGAGCAGUUUUUACAAUAGUUAUCAGUAUCCAUACUACGGCCGACUGAACGAAACCAGGGGAGCAGGAGGGUGGUGUCCGAAGAAUAUAUCUGAUAGAACAGAAUAUCUUCAAGUUGAUAUGGGCGAAGUGCGUUCUGUUUGUGGUGUGGCCACACAAGGAGUACUGCGUUUGACUGAAUGGACCAUCAGCUACAAACUACGAUUCUCUACAGACGGUAUAACUUGGAGCACUUACAGGGAAACGAAUUUCGAAAAGGUUUUCCCAGGAAACUCAGACCAACACAGCGUCGUAAAGCAUUUCCUCACUACUGACGUCAUGGCCAGAUACGUUCGGUUUUAUCCCGUCACGUACCACAAUUUUCCAUGUUUGAGAGCUGAAAUAUUUGUGCGAAAAUGAUGGCAAUUAUCGAUUCUUUCUUUUUUGAACAAUUUAAAUGUAGAUAAAAAAUAACAAACAAUGCGAACUGUCGAUGCUCAAGCCAAGCCUGUCAAUAUUCAGUGUGAAUUGUGAAAUAACCUGAUCACCAACAGAAUAUGCCGUUACAUAGUUACAUAUAAAAGUUUCUUUUUCGACCACUUUUCAAAAAUUUCAAACUGUGAGGAGUCCUUAUUGCUUUGGUUUUUAUCGAAGAAGUUUCUUUACUAUUUUACUCUAUAUGUUUUAUUUUUGCAAACUUCCAGAAGUUUAUGUUCCAAUGCCAAAGCUGACAUCAUGAUAAUCACAACGGGAUCUUAAGGCUGUUUUGUAAUAUAGAAACAAGAAGAUUGAAUAACUUUAGUUCAAUAUCCCGGGAUAACAGGACUGAGUCAGCCUUAAUAGCUUAUUCUCCACUGUUAUGUCUACCCAGCUGUAAUCAAUUUAGAACAAAACAAACAGUUUAUUCACCCGAAAAGAAAAGCUUACAACAAGCUUAUAUAUGGUGGCCCCUAAACCUAUCUCCUCCUUUUCAGUUGAAGCAUGAUAUAAAAAUGCGCGAAAUGAGUUGGUCAGGGACCUGGAUCUAGAUUCCCCGUUCUAGCAACCUGUUCAUCAAGUCAAACUCAACAGUGUCAGCCUUAUCUCUUUACACCCUAAGUAUGACCAGCAUCUAAUCACUCCUUACAGUUAUACUGCUGAA